UCUCCGGGCUCUACAAAGAAGCAGCGUCGACAUCCUCACGGACCUUGGAGGGUUACAUUUACCCAAAACCUUUUUUCAAAUGGGCCCCGUCGCCUAGCGUUUACUCCCCCCAUCCUCGCCGUCUGAGUUGAAUUGAGUGCUACUGAACAUCAGCACAUCGUCUGGGUUAGUAAAGGUUUCCAUCAAGCCCAUCAGUGACCAACUCCUGAAGUAUGGCAGCCAUUCCAGCAGGCGGUUCCCUCGUGGCGACCACUGACUACUACCGAAGGCGCAUCGGCUCUACAUCCAGUAGUAGCUCUUGCGGCAGUUCGGAGUACAGUGGGGAGGUCAUCCCUCACCAUCCAGGUCUCCCCAAGCAGGAUUCUGGCCAUUGGUGGUCCAGUUUCUUCUUUGGGAAGCAGCCAGGGAUGACACCAUUGACUGAGGAGGCACAGCAGAAGGCGGGGGUCUCGGGUGCAGUGACCAAUGGUCAGAUCACCUGCAUCGCCAAGGAGAUGGUGAUGCAGCGGCAGGCGAGCGAGAGCAGCGACGCAGGAAGCCCCGCCUCCUCGUGAUCCUGCAUCUCUCUUCAGUCUGCACUGCACCCUGGGGAGAACCGAACCAACGACCAACGCUAGGCGACGGAGAUCGUCCCGUUUACAUCAUUUUUUUUUUUUUAUAUGUAUUCAUCUUAGUAAAGGCUGCAUUGUUUUUUCAUGUUUCAUAACUUCUUUUUCUAACGACUAAAAAACUGAAGAAAAAAAAUGAAGCUGAGUUCCUUAACAUUUGUAACAUUUUGCUUUGUGACAUCUUUCUAUUGACACUGUGGUGCAUAUUUCCACUUGUUUUUGUUACCAGAAUUGUCUCCUUGUAAUAUUGCAAAUGCAAUAAAGUAGUCUGUUGCAGCCUAA
This is a messenger RNA of Cyprinodon tularosa, 890 nucleotides long. RefSeq names its product pancreatic progenitor cell differentiation and proliferation factor b (gene ppdpfb). The record is from RefSeq and is a predicted model, not a curated record. Gene Ontology annotation, biological process: cell differentiation; multicellular organism development. The transcript has 5 exons. NCBI's taxonomy places the organism in Eukaryota, Metazoa, Chordata, Actinopteri, Cyprinodontiformes, Cyprinodontidae. Bases 213 to 554 code for a protein of 113 amino acids.